Molecule: messenger RNA, 447 nt
Organism: Spodoptera litura
Lineage: Eukaryota; Metazoa; Arthropoda; Insecta; Lepidoptera; Noctuidae
Source: RefSeq, a predicted model, not a curated record
AUGAUAAGUUUCGACAUAACAUCGCUAUUCACAAAUGUUCCUGUAGAUGAAACGAUAUCUAUAAUUACCAACAUACUUAAGGACACUGAUUUACCUACUGGAUACAUCGCGUGUGUUAAUCAUUGUCUCACCACAGGUUACUUCCUGUGGAGAGGGGAAUACUACCUGCAGGUGAACGGAGUGGCUAUGGGGUCGCCACUGGCGCCGGUGGUGGCUAACAUCUACAUGGAGUGGUUUGAGGGUCAGGCCUUGGCAUCCGCCCCGGUACGACCGCGACAUUGGUGGAGGUAUGUUGAUGACGUGUUCGCGAUCGUCAACCGGGAACAUGUGGCUGAAUUUGUGGGACACUUGAACUCAGUGCACGGCAGUAUACAAUUCACCACUGAAGAAGAGAGAGAAGGGAUGUUGCCGUUCUUGGAUGUCCUCCCGCUGUUCCCCGGACCUUGA